GGAAGUGAGGACUGGGAGCGGAAAAAUAGCCCGUGUGCGGCGCUAAUCGCUGCACAGUUACGGACUAAAACAGCAACAACAACCGCAACGGCAGUCAGAAUACGCCGUCUGGCGUUAUAUUCGCUUCGGAACGCAUUAACACUCCGAAAAUAGGGCUCUGUCAGCAACCCGAGAAAACCAUGCCGCGCAGAAAGAGGACUGCAGGAAGCAGCUCGGACGGCACCGAAGAUUCAGACUCGUCCGCUGAUCUGGAGCACACGGACAGCUCUGAGAGCGAUGUGAACACGCGCAAAAACACUCGUCUAACUCGUGCCUCCGUGCGCCUUAGCCAGAGCUCCCAAGAUUCCAGUCCAGUCCGGAACGUACCGGCCCUGGGUUCAGAAGAUGCCGCCUUUUCCACCAGGCGCGUGACCCGUAGCCAACAACAGGGGGCACCAGUUACCCCCAAGAAAUACCCCCUUCGGCAGAGUCGCUCCUCUGGGUCCGACACGGAGCAGGCGGUGGACUACUCAGACAGGGACCUCAAGCAUGCCGUUGAUCACGAUGAGUCUCCGCCCCGGACACCCACUGGCAACGCUCCGUCAUCAGAGUCCGACAUCGACAUCUCAAGCCCUAAUGCCUCCCAUGAUGAAAGCUUAGCCAAGGACAUGUCCCACAAAGACUCCGGCAGUGACCUCUCCCAUCGGCCCAAGCGCCGCCGCUUCCAUGAGAGCUAUAACUUCAACAUGAAGUGUCCGACUCCAGGCUGCAACUCAUUAGGACAUCUAACGGGAAAACAUGAGAGGCAUUUUUCCAUAUCUGGAUGCCCUCUGUACCAUAACCUGUCUGCAGAUGAGUGCAAGGUUCGAGCUACUAGCCGGGACAAGCAAGUGGAAGAGAGGACACUUUCGCACCGGCAGGAUGAAAACAACAGACAUGCUACUCGCCACCAGGCACCGACGGAGAGGCAGGUGAGGUACAAGGAGAAGGUGACAGAAAUGAGGAAGAAGAGGAAUGCGGGGCUCCUUAAAGAGCAGAAGGAGAAGUACAUGGAGCACCGGCAGACCCACGGCAACACCAGAGAGCCUCUUCUUGAGAACAUCACUAGUGAUUAUGACCUGGAGCUCUUUAGAAAAGCCCAGGCACGUGCUUCAGAGGAUCUUGAGAAACUGCGGCUCCAGGGCCAAAUCACUGAGGGGAGCAACAUGAUCAAGACCAUCCUGUUUGGCCGCUAUGAACUGGGCACCUGGUACCACUCGCCUUAUCCUGAGGAGUAUGCCCGUCUGGGGCGUCUCUACAUGUGCGAGUUCUGCCUCAAGUACAUGAAGAGCCAGACCAUUCUGCGCAGGCACAUGGCGAAGUGUGUGUGGAAACACCCUCCUGGGGAUGAGAUCUACCGGAAGGGAGCCAUCUCUGUGUUUGAGGUGGACGGCAAGAAAAACAAGAUUUACUGCCAGAAUCUCUGUUUGCUAGCUAAGCUUUUCCUGGACCACAAGACACUGUACUACGACGUAGAGCCAUUUCUGUUCUAUGUCAUGACAGAAGCGGAUAACACAGGAUGCCAUCUCGUUGGGUAUUUCUCUAAGGAGAAGAAUUCCUUCCUGAACUAUAACGUGUCUUGCAUCUUGACAAUGCCACAAUACAUGAGGCAGGGCUACGGCAAGAUGCUGAUCGAUUUCAGUUACCUGCUGUCCAAAGUGGAGGAGAAGGUGGGCUCCCCUGAGCGUCCCCUUUCCGACUUGGGCCUCAUCAGUUACCGGAGCUACUGGAAGGAGGUGCUGUUGCGCUACCUGCACAACUUCCAGGGCAAGGAGAUCUCCAUCAAAGAGAUCAGCCAGGAGACAGCGGUGAACCCUGUGGAUAUUGUUAGCACACUCCAGUCCCUCCAGAUGCUUAAGUAUUGGAAAGGAAAGCACCUUGUCUUAAAGAGACAGGACCUUAUUGAUGAAUGGAAAGCUAAGGAGACCAAGAGAGGCAACAACAACAAGACCAUUGACCCCAGCUCUUUAAAAUGGACCCCACCCAAAGGAACAUAGAAUUGGUGCACACAACAGCUCACCACAUAGAUCACUGUACCCCGCAGAUUCCCUCAACAAAACUAUCCAGAUAGCAAACCAGUCAAUAGUAGGUGUAGAGCUGUCACUGUCAUUGAGAGUAAGGUUAAUGUGGGGGCUGCUCCUGUGAAUUAUUGAGGGAUGUUUUUGUGCAUUUUCAGUUUUACUACUUUGGGUAUCACUACAAUAUCUCCGCAUCCAGUUUUCUCCAUACAUCAUUUUGCUCAUUGGUUUGUUCUCAGGUUUUGAUUAUUAUUUUUUUUUUUAAAGUUCAGCCAAAAGAAACUGAAAUGUUGAAGAAAAUCUUCAUUCAUCUUCAAGCCAGACAUUAGACAUCUAAAUUAUUUGUAAAAGACAUCAUUCUUUAAACCCCUCAGUAAUUCAUCUGAGAUUCAGUUGUAGUGGGUAAUGUCCCUUUGGAAUACCACUGGAAGAACAGUUUUCUGGUCAGAUUACUUGUAUUGUUCAUGUUACUCUUAAAUACACAUAAAAGGGAAAGCCCAGAAUCAAAGUAUUAAGACACCUCCUCCUAUUUUUUUUUUUCCCGCCCAUUUGUCAGAAUACCCUAAUGAAAUGUUAAGCUUUUUAUUUUCUGUGGAUCCAAGCCCUCAGCAGAUUUAGUAACUGGGCCUGUGAAAUCAUCAAUGUUCAGAGUAUAAAUGUCCGUGAGUGUGGGUGGUUAGCUUUGAGAUGCCAGCUGCUGCACCAUGCAGUGUCCAACAACCCUCAUGAGAUCGGGGCCAUCAGCCAACCGUGUCUUCAUAUUUACUGAUACCUGGAAUUAUUUUUUUUUGUUAGGAUUGUGGAAGAAGAUAACAUUCGAGUAGUCAUCCUGCAAAAGUAAAAGUUCAAUAACCCCGCCCUUCAGCACUUACGUACCACACUUUAAAAUAUCAUUCACUCCUACCUUUUAACAUCUGUAGGCAUGUGUACUUAAUUGAAAAGAUUAGUUAUCUAAUGUGCAAAUACUACAGGGCUGGUUAAUAGUUUCCUUCAGCAAAAUGAUUGCGUAAUGAUAUCCUUCCCAAUCAUUCCGUUGGCUAUUUUUAGCAUUUUAUAGUAUUGCUGCAUUUUUUUGUUUUCGUUAGGUAUAUUUUUUCCCUCCCAAAAAUUUGAGUACCAGUAUAAAAGACAGAGUAACCAUUGACUGCAAACCAAGAAGUUGAUGGAAAAAAAUAUGAAACAGCAGCAAUUUUCUAAUACCUUUUUAUUGUUUUAUUUUGUUUUUUUUUUUUUGUAGUUUUAAUAUUUUUUUUAUCCCUUUUAAUGCUGGCAUUUUCUUGAGCGCAGUGAUGGUGUUUGUCAAGCUGAAAUGGUAUCUGGUUGUGUAAUUCACCCUUAGCACAAAGGUAUAAAUGUGAAAUACAAAAAUCUGUUAACCAAAUGUGUAUCUGUCAGCUCCAUCUUUAUCCAUGCAUUCCCAUGGCAAACUCUUGAGAAAGAUUGGGCCAUCGUGCAUUUUUGGACAUUUUGCUACCUGCUGUACUUUGAGCUGAGAACUUUAGGCUAUAGCUAAGGCUUAUGAAGUUGCUAGACUGCAUUUUGAAACCUUUGUUGAGCUCUGUUUGCCCCAUACCAGGAUAAAAUGGUGUGCGCUUCAAGUCACAUGGUGUCUUAAUAUUUUCAGAUAUGAGCAUGUUCCAGGCAGCUAAUGAUAGUGAAGUUAAUGUAGCUUGGCUUCUCCGCAGACUCCGCCUUACUUGUGUAUGGAUGACUAGAGUAGAACCUUUCCAUUUGCCCUUUGCUCUCACCAAGACUGUGGGCACAUCUGGGUCUCAGCAGUGAUUUAUCAGUAUCACCGUUACUUUUUUUUUUUGUACCCGCUUUUCCUCAAUAAACUGAAAAUGGUGAACAAAUA
Molecule: messenger RNA, 3891 nt
Organism: Paramormyrops kingsleyae
Lineage: Eukaryota; Metazoa; Chordata; Actinopteri; Osteoglossiformes; Mormyridae
Gene: kat7b
Product: K(lysine) acetyltransferase 7b
Biological process (GO): regulation of transcription by RNA polymerase II
Cellular component (GO): nucleus; chromatin; histone H3-K14 acetyltransferase complex
Molecular function (GO): histone H4 acetyltransferase activity; histone H3 acetyltransferase activity; transcription coregulator activity
Source: RefSeq, a predicted model, not a curated record